Molecule: messenger RNA, 3335 nt
Organism: Oryza brachyantha (malo sina)
Lineage: Eukaryota; Viridiplantae; Streptophyta; Magnoliopsida; Poales; Poaceae
Product: non-lysosomal glucosylceramidase-like
Exons: 19
Coding region: 479-3268 (929 amino acids)
Biological process (GO): glucosylceramide catabolic process; carbohydrate metabolic process
Cellular component (GO): membrane
Molecular function (GO): glucosylceramidase activity; beta-glucosidase activity
Source: RefSeq, a predicted model, not a curated record
UCUUUCCUCUUCCUCCUCUUCCUCGCCAUGAGAGAAAAACAAAGAGAGCUUUUCUCGUAGCUUCCACUCGAACCAACCGUCGAUUCCCGUGGGUUCAGCUGCAGGCUUCUGGCCGGUUUCGACCGCCGAGCUGGAGAUUCACUGUACUUUCCCUAAUUUGAUUUUUCUGAGAGAGAAGGGGGAGUACCCCUUGUUGGUUAAUUUGAUUUUACUGCCUUUUCUUGAUUUGGAUAUAUCUGUGAGGGGACUGGACUGUAAGCGGUUCUUUCUAUCUUGUUUGCUGUAGAAGCUCAGUUACUGUUGCUUCCUCCUAGUUUUCAUCUUCUCGGAUUCUUCGUUGCUUCCAGUUGAAUUUUGGUUGGUGGUCUCUUGUCAAAAUUUGUUCUCGUCUCCUUUCCCUGUUUUCUUCUACCGUGGAAAUUUGUUUGUUUGUUUUUUCCUUCGCGAUAAUCUCGGGAUUUUCGGUGAGCUGGUUGCAAUGGUCAGCGGCAACAUGUUCUACCGAAGGAAGCCCUCAUGGCGUGCCGAUGAUCUCGUGAGCAGGAGCACCCUGCAAUUGCUGGACUUUGAUGAUGGCUCACCACCAGAAUAUGCUUGGAGAAGGAAAAUAAGUAGUCAGGCCAAUAGGUUGAAGGAGUUCAAUGUUACCUUCAGAGAAGCAAUUAAAAUGAUGAGACUUGGUCUGCGCCUUUGGUCAUAUAUUCGGGAAGAAGCUUCUCAUGGAAGGAAAGCACCAAUUGAUCCAUUCACGAGGGAGAGCGACAAGCCUUCAGCCUCACAAGGAGUACCUCUUGGUGGGAUGGGGAGUGGUAGCAUUUCAAGAGGCUUCAGAGGAGAAUUUAAACAUUGGCAGAUAAUUCCUGGUUCAUGUGAAAUGUCACCAGUGAUGGCAAACCAAUUUUCGAUCUUUAUAACUCGAGGAGGAAACAAGAAAUACUCCUCUGUUUUAGCUCCUGGUCAGCAUGAUAGUUUAAAGAAAUCUAGCGAUGAUGGUAUAUCAUCCUGGGAUUGGAAACUAAGAGGUGAUCGUUCUACAUACCAUGCGUUGUUUCCUCGAGCAUGGACUGUCUAUGAUGGUGAACCUGAUCCUGAAUUGAAAGUAUCUUGCCGUCAAAUAUCUCCUUUUAUUCCCCAUAACUAUCAAGACAGCAGUCUUCCAACAUCUGUUUUUGUUUACACUAUAGUGAAUACCGGAAAAGAAAGGGCGAAAGUCAGCCUUGUAAUGACAUGGGCGAAUUCUAUUGGAGGACUUUCCCACCAUUCUGGCGGUCAUGUUAAUGAACCAUUUAUAGGAGAAAAUGGAGUUUCUGGCGUGCUUCUACAUCACAAGACUGCCAAUGAUAAUCCUCCUGUCACUUUUGCUGUCGCAGCAUGUGAGAACCAAAAUGUAAAUGUUACUGUGUUGCCUGCUUUUGGGCUUUCUGGUGAAAGUUCCAUUACAGCCAGGGAAAUGUGGGGCACAUUGAUCCAGGAUGGUUGUUUCGACCGAGAUAAUUUCAAUGCCGGCCCUAGCAUGCCUUCUUCAUUGGGUGAUACAGUUUGUGCAGCAGUUUGUGCAUCCACCUGGGUUGAACCACAUGGAAGAUGUACAGUUGUAUUUUCCCUGGCCUGGUCAUCCCCAAAGGUUAAAUUUAAGAAAGGAAAUGCAUACUACAGGAGGUAUACAAAAUUUUAUGGAACUUCUCCAAGGUCAGCUAUAAACUUGGUGCAGGAUGCCUUGAUGAAGUAUAAGCAUUGGGAAGAGGAGAUCGAUAAGUGGCAGAGCCCAAUUCUCCAUGAUGACCGGCUUCCAGAAUGGUACAAGGUUACUGUCUUUAAUGAGCUCUACUUCCUAGUUGCUGGAGGAACUGUUUGGAUUGAUAGUGCAUCUUUGGUGGUUGACACUGAAGAAAUGUUGAACUUAAAGAUACCUGAGGACAGUGAUUCGCCGCUUCAUGACAGCACUCACAAGUCUGCUGUUCCACUCAUUGGUUUUACCCCACAUAUAAUUGAUGACAGAGAAAAUGUAGGGAAGUUUUUAUACCUGGAAGGAAUUGAGUACUUCAUGUGGUGCACUUACGAUGUACACUUCUAUGCCUCUUUUGCUCUUCUGGAACUGUUUCCUAAGAUUGAGCUGAGCAUUCAACGUGAUUUUGCUACAGCUGUUCUGCGUGAAGAUAAAAGUAGAGUCAGGUUUCUAGCUGAUGGUACUUGGGGUAAUCGCAAAGUAAUUGGUGCUGUUGCCCAUGACCUUGGGGCUCAUGAUCCUUGGCAUGAAUUGAAUGCUUACAAUAUACAUGACACAAGUAGGUGGAAAGAUCUCAAUCCCAAGUUCGUGCUACAGGUCUACCGGGAUUUUGCAGCGACAGGUGACAUGUCAUUUGGCAAGGAUGUCUGGCCUGCAGUUUGUACCGCUAUGGAAUACAUGGAACAGUUUGACCAUGAUGGUGAUGGUAUGAUUGAGAAUGACGGCUUUCCUGAUCAAACUUAUGAUGCUUGGACAGUUCGUGGAGUUAGUGCCUAUUGUGGUUGCCUUUGGCUUGCUGCCCUUCAAGCUGCAGCGGCACUGGCCCGUGACCUUGGACACAAUGAUUAUGCUGAGAGAUGCAUGGUGAAAUUUGCAAAAGCUAAACUUGUAUUUGAAGCCAAGUUAUGGAAUGGUUCAUAUUUUAAUUAUGACAGCGGAACAAGUUACAACAGUCGCUCCAUCCAUGCAGAUCAACUGGCUGGACAAUGGUAUACUGCAUCGUCAGGUUUGCCGCCUCUAUUUGAUGAGGAUAGGAUAAAAUGCACCCUUCAGAAAAUAUUUGAUUAUAAUGUGAUGAGGGUAAAAGGAGGACGUAUGGGAGCUGUGAACGGUAUGCAUCCGAAUGGGAAGGUAGACGAGACCUGCAUGCAGUCUAGAGAAAUCUGGACAGGAGUAACAUACAGUUUAGCUGCUACUAUGGUACUCCAUGGAAUGGAGAAUCAAGCCUUCACUACUGCAGAAGGUAUUUUUAUUGCCGGAUGGUCCGAAGAAGGCUAUGGGUACUGGUUCCAAACCCCGGAAGCAUGGACGAUCGACGGCCACUACAGGUCACUGAUAUACAUGCGGCCCCUCGCAAUCUGGGCGAUGCAGUACGCGUUGUCGCCGCCAAGAACGAUCCUCGAGGCGCCGAGGGUAAACACCAUGGACAGGACCUCCCACAUCUCCCCCAGCACGCUCCAGUUUCUCCAGGACAGCGUCAGGAAGAUGACGCCCAGGAACAGCUGCUUCGGAAGCAGCAGCUCGUUUAGCUGCGAGUGCUGAUGUGUGGUGAUGAUAACUAGCGAUGGUGUUUCAGCUGAGAUCACCUGGUGUUACUGGCGAAUUCCCU